Esox lucius (northern pike) is the source of this 2690-nucleotide messenger RNA. RefSeq names its product ELOVL fatty acid elongase 1a (gene elovl1a). The record is from RefSeq and is a predicted model, not a curated record. Gene Ontology annotation, molecular function: fatty acid elongase activity. The transcript has 8 exons. Gene Ontology annotation, biological process: very long-chain fatty acid biosynthetic process; fatty acid elongation, polyunsaturated fatty acid; fatty acid elongation, saturated fatty acid. Bases 328 to 1302 code for a protein of 324 amino acids. Gene Ontology annotation, cellular component: endoplasmic reticulum membrane; endoplasmic reticulum. NCBI's taxonomy places the organism in Eukaryota, Metazoa, Chordata, Actinopteri, Esociformes, Esocidae.
GCUUUGGCUUUAAAUCUCGGUUGAAUGAGACCUAUCAUAGCCCUGUCAAAGCUGUCUUCCUUCAUAGCUGUACACAUCUUUCUCUAUCUUACUUUCUCUGUAUUUUCAAGCAGUAGUUUGAAGACUUCAAGGAAGGUACAGGCAAUUGUGGGACUAGCGAUUCCACAUUUUUUGUUCAGUCUCUGUCUUUGACCCGGUUCUGUUUUGCUGAGCCUGAUCCAUUUUGAUAUCAGUCGUUGUGGUCUCUUGGCACUGUUGUUCCUGGAGGCCUGAGGAUUUAGGGACAGAACUGGGGACCCCUCAGCAGGAAAAAAAGAGGCAGUCGAAAUGCAAGAUUUGGUAUCCAAAAUGAUGUCGUAUUAUGAGUAUUUAUUGCACAGAACCGACCACCGGUUGUUGUCCUAUCCGUUGAUGCAAACCCCCUUCCUGAUGACCUCCAUCCUCCUGGGCUAUGUGUUCUUCUCACUGUACGCCGGUCCUAGGCUGAUGGCCAACCGCAAGCCCUAUCAACUUAAAGAGGCCAUGAUCAUCUAUAACUUCAGCAUGGUGGCCCUGAACGCCUUCCUAGUUCACGAGUUCCUGAUGUCAGGGUGGGGUACCACUUUCACCUGGAGAUGUGACCUAUGCGACUACUCAAGCAGCCCGCAAGCCCUAAGGAUGGUCCGAGUUGCCUGGUGGUUUUAUUUUUCUAAAUUCAUAGAACUUCUGGACACAUUAUUCUUUGUGCUGCGUAAGAAACACAGCCAGAUCACAUUUCUUCACGUCUUCCAUCACUCUUUCAUGCCCUUCACAUGGUGGUGGGGAAUGACCAUCGCUCCUGCAGGGGGAAUGGGCUCGUUCCAUGCCAUGGUCAACGCGUGUGUCCACGUCAUUAUGUACACAUACUACGGCCUGUCCGCUGCAGGACCCCGUUUUCAGAAAUAUCUCUGGUGGAAGAAGUACAUGACCGCAAUCCAGCUGAUCCAGUUUGUGCUGAUCUCUCUUCACAUUUCUCAGUACUACUUCAUGGAGAAGUGUGAUUAUCAGGUGCCCAUGUUCAUUCACCUCAUCUGGAUGUAUGGUACCUUCUUCUUCAUACUGUUCUCCAACUUCUGGAUUCAGGCCUAUGUGAAGGGUAAACGUCUGCCCUCGGCAAAUGGGGAGAAGCUGAAGCAGAAUGGCUUUACUAAUGGGGUUACCAAUGGCAUUACCAAGGUCAACGUCACUGUGGUUCCUAACAACAAACCCCUGGAAAAUGGCAAUGGAACAACACCGCACCGUGUCAACGGUCAUUUUCAACUAGGCAAAGUGAAGGAAAUCUAGCUUUGAAAGGGAAACCGAACUGACUCUCUGAAAGAGCCACCGAAAUGCCAAAGAUUCCCCCCAAAAUGCUAAUCUUUUUUUUUAUAUUAGCUAUGGAUAAUUUUGCUCAAUGUAUAUUUUAUAUUUAUGCACAGUUUGUGGGAUAUGAAUGGCUAAAUUGAUUAAGCUGUAUGCCCCUACAUGCCACACUGAAGUCGUUCCGUCGUAGGUGUUUGGGGGAACUGCUACAAGAGCGCACUGAAUGAAGAGAGGUAGUCGUCACUAAUUCACCACAAACCCAUGUUUGAAAUGACUGAUGAUAGCCUUGCCAUGAACUCUUUGUUCUGGUUGUUCGGCUGGUAUGACUCGUGUUGCUUGAGAAUGUUUUAGUUUCCACUGAAAAGACUGAAAAGUCCUUGUAAACUGCUUACACAGUUCACUUUCUAAGAGGUGGGGUUUGUUAUCGAUGUUCAACCAUUUAGUUUUUUUGCUGCUGUUUGUGUACUGGUAUUUAACUUUUUGAAAUAAAACCAAUUUUAAGGCAGAUUUAUUACCCACUUGUAACACCAGACAUCCACAAAAGCCCAGCUGUAUCCAGUUUGCAUUAGUGAUGAGUUCCACAAGUCAGUCAAAACCUUGUUCUUCAUCAAAUGUACUUUUAAGGUGGCCAGACUUCAGAAUAAAGCAAUUACAGGGUGAGUAUCUGGUAAUCUGCCCAUGUCCCUGUGGUCUUACCUAGUAUAGUUUAAGUGUGUGGUUAAUUUUCCUUUUAAGCAUUUACUAAACUUAGAGCAUCUUUACCCCAACAUCAGGGUCAUGAGUGUUAUGGAUUCUAUUAAAUUAGCAGGUUAAACCUGUUAAGUGUCAAACAUGGAGUUUGAACUUAUUGGAAAAAGGAUCCCAAAAAUAGACUAGUUUAAUACCAUUUCUAUUCUUACCAUUUAGCCAGGUAAGAAUCACUGGCUGGGCAGUUCUUUAGAACCCAUUUCAGUUAAAACACCAGACAUGAAUCUGUUAUGACCUAAAAAUGUCAUCUUCACAGGGUACAUAAUCUGCACUAAACUACAUUCACAAUGGACUGUACCUUCAGUUACUUGACCUUGAGACCAGUCUGCUCUGGGAUUUCUCAACCUGCACAUCCAAUGCUCUUUUGGGUUCAUCUCACAACUGCCCUCCUGUGCUCAUUUGAGAGGGACACUACCCAGAGUGCUACCUCAGCUGUUAAGUAGGUGGACUGUUAAGCUUUUGCCACACUUGCUUAUUUACACCAAAUUGUGUACUUUCACAGAAAUUGGCUAUUUCUGAAGAGGCAUUUUGUAUGUUAAGAAUUUAAAGAGCAUACAUUUUUGGCACCUGUCCCCUGACAAAUCUCUACAGUGUUAUCAUGUGCACACUAGUCAGAUGUUAAU